Aspergillus ruber CBS 135680 is the source of this 487-nucleotide messenger RNA. Its product is annotated as BolA family protein. Gene Ontology annotation, cellular component: cytosol; nucleus. Gene Ontology annotation, molecular function: 2 iron, 2 sulfur cluster binding. Bases 83 to 487 code for a protein of 134 amino acids. The record is from RefSeq and is a predicted model, not a curated record. Gene Ontology annotation, biological process: intracellular iron ion homeostasis. The transcript is spliced from 2 exons. NCBI's taxonomy places the organism in Eukaryota, Fungi, Ascomycota, Eurotiomycetes, Eurotiales, Aspergillaceae.
CAUCUUUACUGCCUUACUUUUCAUACCCUUAUCUUUUCUUUUCUCCCCUUUUCUUUCUUUCUCUUAAUAAUAGACCGCGUUGAUGUUCUCCCGCAGCACUACCAUUUUCCGCAGAAGUUGCCGCUAUCUUCUCCGCGCCCCCAUCCACAGCUCCCAGGUCAAGAAAUCGUUCUUUUCGCUUUCCGCGCGCUCUUUCGCGGCCGUCGACGCGGCUAUGGCAGACUCGAGUACUGGAGUUACGGCGGAGUUGGUGCGCAGCAAGUUGAUUGAGAAGCUGCAGGCUCAGCAUGUAGAGAUUGAAGAUUUGUCGGGUGGCUGCGGUCAGGCAUUCAUGGCGAUUAUCGUUUCCCCCCAGUUUGAGAGCAAAAAUAUGCUCGCCCGGCAUCGGUUGGUGAACGCCGCGCUUAAGGAAGAGAUUGCAGCUAUUCAUGCCUGGACACCAAAGUGCUACACACCGGAGCAGUGGCAGUCGUUGAUGCAGCAGUGA